UACGCUGAGACGCACCUUCCGGCUCGGGUCCUCUGCAGCGGUCAAUGUCGGCGGGUCCGUCGCCGGGAGUCCCCGGAAGUGGGCAGGUUGUAGGCUUCCGGCACUGUAGGGAGAAAUGGCGGUGGUCACCGUGCUCCCGGCUGUGGCGCGGAUGCUGUCAAGGCACAACAUGUUGUCUCCUAUGCUCAGUGUGACAUCAUUCAGUCGCUUCUACAGAGGUGACAGCCCAACAGAUUCCCAAAAAGAUGUGAUUGAAAUCCCUUUGCCUCCAUGGCAGGAGAGGACUGAUGAAUCCAUAGAAACCAAAAGAGCACGCUUACUCUAUGAGAGCAGGAAGAGGGGCAUGUUGGAAAACUGCAUUCUGCUUAGCCUCUUUGCUAAAGAACAUCUGCACAACAUGACCGAGAAGCAGCUGAACCUCUACGACCGCCUGAUUAAUGAGCCUAGUAAUGACUGGGAUAUUUACUACUGGGCCACAGAAGCAAGACCUGCCCCAGAAAUAUUUGAAAAUGAAGUCUUGGAACUGCUAAGAGACUUUGCUAAAAACAAAAACAAAGAGCAGAGACUGCGUGCCCCAGAUCUUGAGUAUCUCUUUGAAAAGCCCCAUUGAGCUUUCACUGGCAUGGGGGUCAGUUUAUGCAUGGAACUUCUCAUAAUGCUGGCUUUUCUUCCUGCUUCUUCUUAGACACUUGACCCUCUCGGUGAUGGACAUGUAUGACUCAUUCUAACAUUUGUUUGUUCAGUACAAAGCCUCCCAAGACGGUUUGUAUGCAACCCUUGACCCCUUAUCUUGUCUGGCUGCUAUGGUGCAGGUCUGCCACAAGAGGGCACCGUAGGGCAAGCACUCGGGCUUAGCUACUGCCUUAGCCACUAUAAAGCCGCUGAAAAGAACUGCACCUGCUGCCAGUGCUGUGUGAAGAGAAGCGUCAUCCCACCCACCCUCUACCCGCAGUGGCUCAGGGCUUUGUUAAGAUGAAACUCCCCCUUCCAGCCUGGUAUGGUCCCUUCUGCCAAAGAAAACUGAUCCAAGCCCCUGAACUGAGCCCAUCAAAGACACAGCGGGCAGAAUGAGGGCAGCAAGCAGGGAUGGUGUGGGCACGCUGCUUAAGUCAACGUUCCCAUCAUCAGACUUUCUUUAUAAUCUGCACUUUGUAAAUUGAAAAUUAAAGAAUAUUGAGAAAAGGAAA
Jaculus jaculus (lesser Egyptian jerboa) is the source of this 1187-nucleotide messenger RNA. It is a transcript of the gene Sdhaf2, whose product is annotated as succinate dehydrogenase complex assembly factor 2. Gene Ontology annotation, biological process: protein-FAD linkage; tricarboxylic acid cycle; mitochondrial respiratory chain complex II assembly. NCBI's taxonomy places the organism in Eukaryota, Metazoa, Chordata, Mammalia, Rodentia, Dipodidae. Bases 116 to 610 code for a protein of 164 amino acids. Gene Ontology annotation, cellular component: mitochondrion. The transcript is spliced from 4 exons. The record is from RefSeq and is a predicted model, not a curated record.